GUUCCCAGGCAAUAGGCUUCGAAGUUCGGAGACUGAACCAAAACCCUUGCAAUGGCUUCUCUGGGGAAGAAACGAGCCGGUAGCAGCGGCGAUGAAGGGAUUGUUGCGAGAGUGACGCGCACCGUAUCGGAUUCAGCGAUCAUGAACACUGCGAAAAAUGCGGCCAACGAUGCAGCCUACGUGGCGAAGAGGCUGGCUAAGAGCACAGGAAAAGCGGCGUGGAUCGCUGGGACUACUUUCCUCAUCCUGGUGGUGCCACUCAUCAUCGAGAUGGACCGCGAGCAGCAAUUCAAUGAGCUGGAGUUGCAACAACAAAGCCUCCUCGGCGCCCCUCCUGCUCCAAUCAACAAGUGAGACACCCACCCCCCUUCUCCCCCCAAUUGGGUCUGUUCAGGCCAGAAUCAUUAGUGAUAGUGAAUUUUUUAAUUACUGGGAUGAUGAAUACGGAAUUUUUCAAGUGAAACUUGAGGAUUAAUUUAGAUUUUAGUA
Messenger RNA from Manihot esculenta (cassava), 489 nucleotides. Its product is annotated as mitochondrial import receptor subunit TOM9-2. The transcript has a single exon. The coding region runs from base 52 to 354 and encodes 100 amino acids. Gene Ontology annotation, biological process: intracellular protein transport. Gene Ontology annotation, cellular component: mitochondrial outer membrane. The record is from RefSeq and is a predicted model, not a curated record. NCBI's taxonomy places the organism in Eukaryota, Viridiplantae, Streptophyta, Magnoliopsida, Malpighiales, Euphorbiaceae.